AUGCCUGAAAUAAACAUCAACCAUCUUGAUAAGCAACCGGUGGAACUCCUGGUGGAGAAGUGCAUCCUUGCUGAUGAAAAUGACAAUAAAAUUGGAGCAGACACUAAGAAGAGUUGUCACCUCAGUGAAAACAUUGAGAAAGGAUUAUUGCAUCAAGCUUUUAGUAUCUUCUUGUUCAACACUGAGAAUAAGCUCCUAGUGGCUCAGAGUUCAGAUGCUCAAGUUACAUUUCCAGAUUGUUUUACCAAUGCUUGUUGUAUUCAUCCCUUAAAUAAUCCAUGUGAGCUUGAAGAAAAUGAGUCCAUUGGUGUGAGACAGUGCGCACAGAGGCAUUUAAAAGCUGAAUUAGGAAUUCCCUUAGAAGAGGUUUCACCAGAGGAAAUUUAUUAUAUAACACGUUUUCACUACAAGGCACAGUCUGACAGUAUCUGGGGUAAAAAUUAAAUUGAGUGUGUUCUAUUUGUGAGGAGGAAUAUAACUUUGGAUCCAGAGCCAAAUGAGCUUAAAAGCUAUUGCUAUGUGUCAAAGGAAGAACUAAAAGAACUUAUGAGAACAGCAGCCAGAGAUGAAGUUAAGGUAACUCCAUCAUUUAAGAUUAUUGUUGAAACUUUUCUCUUUAAGUGGUGGGAUACCUUAAAUCACUGGAGUCACUUAGUGGACCAUGAGAAAGUCUAUAGAAUAUGA
This is a messenger RNA of Octodon degus (degu), 684 nucleotides long. RefSeq names its product isopentenyl-diphosphate Delta-isomerase 1-like. Gene Ontology annotation, biological process: isopentenyl diphosphate biosynthetic process; isoprenoid biosynthetic process. The record is from RefSeq and is a predicted model, not a curated record. The transcript is spliced from 2 exons. NCBI's taxonomy places the organism in Eukaryota, Metazoa, Chordata, Mammalia, Rodentia, Octodontidae. Gene Ontology annotation, molecular function: isopentenyl-diphosphate delta-isomerase activity. Gene Ontology annotation, cellular component: cytoplasm.